Messenger RNA from Entrophospora candida, 501 nucleotides. Lineage: Eukaryota; Fungi; Glomeromycota; Glomeromycetes; Entrophosporales; Entrophosporaceae. The record is from the annotation of a GenBank genome assembly.
AUGACAAGGGAAAAAAAAAAAAAAGGUAGUAGAGGAAAGCACAAUCCAAAUUCUUGUGAACGUCAUAAGAAGAGCAAACGUAAAUGUCCAUUAUCAUGCCCUGGCCGUGAUAAUAUUAUUGUUGAUAACGAAGAACUGGACGAAAAUGCAAAAAAUCAUAUCUUAAAUGGCAAUAAUAUAGACUUUGAUAAUAGAGAAACUAAUAUCAUUCCUGCUGGAGAUAUUAUCGGCGGAUUUCCAACCUCCUCAUCAAAUAAAAAAAAUACUAUCAACGAUUUUGAAGAAUUGAAAAAAAUAAACCUCAAGAACAAUCUGUGGAAUGAAAAUUUUCUGGAGAAUAGCUUUACUUAUCGAAUGAUGAAAGAACCUUCCGUUCCUUGGGUUGAAACACCAUGGCACGAGUGUGAAUUCGAAAAUCCUACUGCCAGAGCAGAAUUGCGAAGGCCACAAAUGACGAGAUGUCAAGUGAAUGGGAAGCCUGGCGGUUCCCUGAUUGAUUGA